Molecule: messenger RNA, 2926 nt
Organism: Saccostrea cuccullata (small rock oyster)
Lineage: Eukaryota; Metazoa; Mollusca; Bivalvia; Ostreida; Ostreidae
Product: von Willebrand factor D and EGF domain-containing protein-like
Exons: 13
Source: RefSeq, a predicted model, not a curated record
AUGAAUGAAACUAAAGUUAGUCUUCCCAGGAAAGGCAAAGCUCAGAUCGGUUUUUAUUUGACCGUUCCGUUUGUGACACAAAUAAUUAUUUUAAAUGAUACCCUUAAGGCGCUCCACCCCUUGAUGAUUCACAGUAACAUUAUUUCUAUGUCAGAGAAUAGCUGUAAAGGCUCUAUAGGUGUUGAUCAGUGUACUCUAGAAAUCAAGGCGUAUUCCUAUGACGACAAGACCAAGUAUGAAUUAGAUGAUUGGCGAAAAACUCACUAUAUCACGGUCUAUCACAUUGACUCAGAUGGAUAUAACUUCGACAAAACAGCGACACUUUCCUUAAAAACAAGUGAAAUUCAAGAUGGAUUUUUUCAUCAUAUGUCUUUAGACAAUACCUCUAUAGAAAUUUUUGAAGCGGAAGAAAGGUGGAAAGGGAAAUCUUGCGGUUCAAAAACUGAUCCUCAUCUAUAUACAUUUGAUGGAGUGGCAUUUGAUAGCCACAUUGCAGGAGAGUUUAUCCUGUAUCGUAAUUGGAAAUACAACCAAGAGGUUCAAACUCGUCACGAGAAAUGCCACGCAAAAUACCCUUUCCCGCAGUGCACGUGUGCUGUUUCCAUUCAGUCAGGAAAAGAUGUGUUCAUGAUUGACAUAUGUGAAAACAACAAUUUCAUGGACUUUCUUAUAUGUCAAGAUAACGUCAUUGAAGUAUACAAAAUUACGGACAAAAACUAUAAGGUACUACUUCCUACUGGAACCUCUGUGUCUGUAUCUUUGGUUGAAUGGCCUGUUGAAGGAUCAUGGCAGAUAGACCUAGAUAUCUACCCGUCCUUGGCUGAUGUCAACAACACUGAGGGUCUCUGUGGAACGUUAGAUGGAGAUAGAGAGAACGAAUUCACAAACAAAAGUGGAAGCAGUCUUAACUUGGAUUAUCCUGAUGAUUUUUCUAGAUCAUGGAUCGUCCAAAACCACGAAAGCAUCUUAAACGGUGUACCAUCAGAUCGUCCUUCGAUAUCCAGUACUCUUGAUAAAAUUUGUACUUGUCCUAUCAGCGGGGAGCAGUGUUCUUAUCAGACAUCCUCACAAUGUUCCAAACCUAAAGGAAAGCAGUUCCAUUGCACUCGAAUAAUAAAUCAGGUGCAACCAACACGUAAAAAGAGGGCUGUUCAACUAAAUAGUAAUCUGGAAUCUUCUGCUCAAGGAAAUAUCGCCAUUAGUCGACAAAAGCGGGAACUAACAAUUUACGUGACAAACCAGACCAUAGCUGAGGAUGUCUGUAAAUCUGCGUUUAUCAGUUCAGCGCCAUUCCGGACAUGCGAGCAGUAUGUCAGCGACAUGACCAACUCCUCUCUAUCGAACUGCAUCAUGGACGUCAGAUUGACUGGGGAUGUAAACAUUCCAGUUAUCCAUAUUGAAGCAGCCUUUCAGCAGUGCAUUCAAUUUCUUGACCUGAACACCACACUAAAAACGGAGCAGCCUGAUGUCACGUAUCAACUCCAGUCUCUGUGUUCAAAUAACUGUAGUGGUCAUGGAGUCUGCACGGAAGGUAACUGCACGUGUGAUUCUGGGUUUGGAGGAAGUGACUGCUCUUUCAAUGUCCGAUCACCCCCCUCUAUCCUUUACACUGCACCAAAUAGAACUUGUGAUUUAUCUUCACGUACCUGUUCCGAGGUUCUCCUAGAAGGCAGAUACUUCCUUGAGAAUAUUAAGAAAACAUGUUUUAUUAGAAGAGAGUUGGUGCAUCAUAACAACACAAUCGUGUAUACCUCCGACACUGAAGAACCUCUAGAUGACCGUACGUUAUUUCAAGGAGCAUGUCCUUUGCCUGAGGACAAUAGGGUGACCUGGAUUACGAAGUUUACAUUCAAAAUCUCCUACGAUAGGAAUCAAUUCUCCCCGUCUUAUUCGAUAUACAAAUAUCAAUCUGAAUGCCAGCAGAUUUCUUAUGUAAACGGUGCUGAACAGGUCAACCUUAAGGCAGAUUAUUGUUUUAUUGACAACACAUGUAUAAGAAAUGGAGCUUUCAAACCGGGAAACAUCUGUGAGGUUUGCUAUCCUUCAAGUCAGAAGUUUGAGUGGUCAUUGCAUGAAGAUUGUAUUUUAACCACGUUGACGCCAACAACCAAGGAUCCAUUUACCAGUCUUGCUUUUAUCAUCACUGUUUCUGCAGCUUCCUCCAUUGUUCUUGUGACAUUACUUGUUGUCUUUCUUGUCUGUCGGUGUCGAUCGUCUACUCGACGUGCCUUCAAUGACUAUGACUCGACGAGGGACAUGAAUGUCCCUGGGUGGAGAAGGCACCUUGACGUCGGAGAAAAUUCCCAAAAUUGAAACAUUCCAAGAGGUCGGUGACACUCUGGUCAACGGGAUUACAGGAAUCGAGAAAACAAUUAUUAGUGCUAAGCUGACACUGAGCAGUUUUGGAGAGUUACUCAACUGUUGUCUUUCAAUAUUUAACAUAUCAACCGACAUUUUUUGAAGUUCAAUGUAGAUCAAAGUGAAGAUCCGUUGUUAAAAAAUGAAAACGAAAUAUCAUUGUAGCUAUACAUGACAUCCUAUUGUAGGUGUCAGUAAAAAAAUGAAAGCAUAUUCAAAAGAGUGAAGUAAAGAAUACCAGAACAUUACAACGUGUAAUAAAUACAUAAACGAAAAAAAUUACAUAAACUGUUUACACUAUACUUUGCAUGCUGUGAUGAUAUUUUUUAUUAUUUAUCUUUUUGUUGUAUAUUCUUAUACUUUCACGAUGUGCAUUUUUUUUUGUUAAAGAGCAUUUAAUUGGCUUUGUACAUGUGAAAUGUAUUUUUCUUAGCAAUUCAUGAAACCUGCAUGAUAAUCGUAAAAAUAAUGCUACUUGUAUUUAAAAUCACAUUUGUCAUUAUCACUCUUAAAAUUUGUCAUUUUAUAAUUUCAUUGAAUUGUUCGAAAUAAAAAGCUUUACCAUGAA